Messenger RNA from Maniola jurtina (meadow brown), 4623 nucleotides. It is a transcript of the gene Adamts-like, whose product is annotated as A disintegrin and metalloproteinase with thrombospondin motifs 1. Gene Ontology annotation, molecular function: metalloendopeptidase activity. Lineage: Eukaryota; Metazoa; Arthropoda; Insecta; Lepidoptera; Nymphalidae. Bases 366 to 3092 code for a protein of 908 amino acids. The transcript has 18 exons. The record is from RefSeq and is a predicted model, not a curated record. Gene Ontology annotation, biological process: proteolysis.
AAUGUUUAUUGUAUGGUAGCGUAUGCGCAGGCCAGUCGCCGAUUCGUCGUUGCCUGCGUUGUCCGCGCCGCGCGGCAAGAGUUUUCCAGCUACGGAAAAAUUGUGUCGCGAGUGCCUCGGACACAAGGCAAAAUUGAGACUGUGUCCUUCACCUUACCUGUGCUAGACUCUCCUGACUCUGUGUUAACGUGAUGGAUUGUGUGUAUGGCGUAUAAGUGUGUACAUAGUGAUUUUCUUUGCGGCAGCGCCCCCGGUCCACCCUUCUGUUUCUGACACUUCCUUACUACGUAAGUUGGACUACGAGGACGAAUGUCACAGUAAAUCAUAACUACUGUUCAAUAUUAUUAAGCUACACCAAUUCCACGAUGGAGACGACACGGCAUGUGUCGGUCCAUUGGCUGCCCACUAUAGUUCUUCUUUGUUCCUUCUGCACGACACACUCGCUCAAUAACAAGAUUCACGAGCACAUGACACCGGACGAACUCCGAAAUGUCUUCCACGUCGAAGAUCAAAGCCACGUGCCAAUAUACCACCUAGUUCACUUAACCCACCACCUCUCCAGGCGGUACAUACCAACCUCCCACUCCUCAAACUCACAUACCUUCAACCCUCAGAAGGUACCACACGAAAAGAUCUCAAAAGCAACAAAAGCAACCAGCCCAUCAUCUCUUCUAAAUGAUGAGAUGUUUAUUAAAGCAAAGGAAUAUAUCAAAGAUGUUGAUUUAAUUGGUGAUUUAAAUAAUACAGUGAGCGUGCAAUUUAAUGUAUCGAAUUCUAGUGAAAUUAGUGAUAGUGCUAGUGAUGGUGAUAAAGAGCAUACUGUGGAAAACCAGGAGGACGAUGUACAUAAGAUUGAGUUGGAGGCGUUUGGGAAACAGCUGAAGUUGGUGUUGAAGAAACAGGAGGGGUUGGUGAAAAAGGAUGGGUUAAGGAUGUGGAAAGUACUAACUAACGACUCUCAGCCUCACGGGGUGAAUUAUGAGGAAAUGAAAUCGGAAGACGGAGAAGAUAUCGGGGAUCUCUACCACGACGACGAGAACGGCGCAGCUCUACUUAUUAGAAGGCAUCCAAAACACGGAAAUCUUGUGGUGGAAGGCUCAAUAGGCCACGACAUGGUGAUCCGACCACUCCCGGACACGAUGAAGGCGGUCGCACCGGACGAUGAGAUGUUCAUGGACCCCUCCACCAUGGCUGACAUGGUGUCCAUUGACACUGGACUUCCUAUUGUAAAGAGAGAAAAGGCUGAACAAGAGAGGUUGCAGGAGACGCUGCAGGGCGCAGCACAUGUCAUCAUAAAGAGGGACCCCGCGCAUGACGACCACUCCGGCGAUUAUGCUUUCAUGGAACCAGACCACUUGGCCAAGCGGUUUAGGCGGAGAAGAUCAACGGAACCCCACAGUCGCCGGAAGCGAGAGGCUCCUUACGUGAUAUACCCGGAGAUCCUCGUCAUCGUCGACUACGACGGCUACAGGUUACACGGAGGCGACAAUCUGCAAAUAAAACGUUACUUCGUGUCCUUCUGGAACGGCGUUGAUCUGCGAUACAAACUUUUAAAAGGGCCCAGAAUAAGGAUAUCAAUUGCCGGCAUUAUUAUAUCGAGGGGUCGUGAUGCAACGCCAUAUCUAGAAAGGAACCGCGUGGGCCGCGACGCCAUCGACUCGGCAGCAGCGCUCACUGACAUGGGCAAGUAUCUCUUCAGAGAGAGAAGACUGCCAGUGUAUGAUAUCGCCGUUGCUAUCACCAAACUAGACAUGUGCAGGAGGCAAUAUGCGAACGAUGCGUGCAAUAGAGGGACAGCAGGAUUCGCUUACGUUGGAGGAGCCUGCGUCGUGAACAAGCGGUUAGAAAAAGUAAACUCAGUCGCCAUCAUUGAAGACACUGGCGGAUUCUCCGGUAUUAUUGUAGCAGCACAUGAAGUCGGACAUUUACUUGGAGCAGUUCACGAUGGUAGUCCACCGCCUUCAUACUUAGGAGGUCCAGGAGCUGAAAAGUGCCGAUGGGAAGACGGCUUCAUCAUGUCUGAUCUUAGGCACACAGAGAAAGGCUUCAGAUGGUCUCCUUGCAGUGUCCAGAGCUUCCAUCACUUCUUAAAUGGUGACACCGCGACCUGCUUAUACAACUCCCCGCAUGAAGACGAUUCGUUACCUCGAGUACUUCCUGGCCGAUUACUCACUUUGGACGCCCAAUGUCGGAAGGACAGAGGGACCAGCGCAUGUUUCAAAGACGAGCGGGUCUGUGCCCAACUUUUCUGCUUCGACGCAGCAAGCGGAUACUGCGUUGCUUACAGACCCGCGGCAGAGGGCUCACCUUGUGGCGAUGGACAGUAUUGUAUAAACGGUCGAUGUAUAACGGAGCAUGAGAAUAUUAUACCGGACUACUCACAGCAUACGCCAAGCUACGUGCGACCUGAGACUAGUCCAUUUUACGGAAACAUAACGAGUAAAGAAGCCACAACUCAGCCAUAUGUACCUAUCACGGAAGCGCCAGGACCAUAUAAGCAUAAAUACAGUUCAUAUUACCAAAAGAGUACAAAAUCGGAAUACACGUCAACGACUACUACAACAACGACAACAACGACACCACCACCAACCACAACAACGACAACAAUGACGACACCAACAACAACAACAACAACUACUACGACUAUAAGGACAACAGUGAAUCCAUUCAAAUUUUUCCACUAUGGUUCAACGAAACCCUCAACUAAGAGCACAGAGAAAUCAACAGAGGCGACUAAACCGUCGAGUACAUAUCCACCAUCAAUAAAUAAGUACUCUGUCACAUCUACAAAGAAUCCAUACGACUUCAAAGAAUACAGUUACAGUACCAAACCCACAAAAUCAGAUACACCUAAACGAGGUUUCCUUAGCAAAGAUGAUUUGGAGAGCUACUUUGGGCGGGGUACAACCAAAAGCCCUUUCUUAGGUAAAGGAGUAAAACCUGUCUUCAAAAUAGGAACGUAUAACGAAGGAAAAUCUUUGGACAACUCAAUUAGACCCGAUGCGAAUUCUCAGCAAAUUCAAAUUGAACCGGCGAGAUUAGCCUUCUCUUAUCAAAGGAACUUGACGUCAGGGGAGAUUAUAAGAACAUAGAAGUGCCAAAAUAAUAUAUUGUAGCCGCCACUAGCAAAUCGAGCGGACUAAAUACUGAAGACUGCUUUGCUGGACGUAGAGACUGGUACAACUGUGCCAACUAACGCCUGGAGAGUUCAUAUCCGGGCAGUCCCCGAUCCAGCCUAAUGAAUACAUUUCCGACUGUGAAACGUGCGCACAUGCCUAAUAUGAAUAUUACCUCGGUAAUACUCUCAUAUUGUGAUAUUAAAUAUUAUAUGAAUAUACAAAUAUACUAAACUGAUUUAUAUUUAAAAAUUAAACUUUCAAUAAUAAUUAAUCUAAGAGGUAAUAUUCAAUAUUCUGCGGGUAAUCAAAGGAGUGUGACGCACAAGUGUGAAUAAAAUGUGUCUGAAGACAGGACUUAGUGUCAGACAUAGUUUUGUGAGUGAUAUUACAAUGUGAUUGUGUUAUGUUUAAUGAACUCUUAAGUACAUUAUUAUAAUCUGUAUAUUAUGAACAAAACCGAUCAAAAUGUGAGUAAUGAUUCCUCCAUAUGGUUUUGAAACUACUGUAGAAAUAUUUUCUUAGACUAUAUUUUUGUAAGCUGUUGUAAAAAAAAUAUAAUUGUUUUAAGGUGACAAACAAAAAACUGCCACGAAGUGCCUUUUUAUAAAUAUUAAGAGAAGUAUAAAAUUAAGGCUCACGCUGGACAAUGAAGUCCAAAUAUGCAAAGUUAUUUUGACUUGAACUUUAAUUUUAUGUACUCAAUUUUACACAUUUUAUGAUAAUACUCUCGCCUGUUUAGGCAUCACAAAAACUUUUUUGAAAAAUAAGUUUAUUUUUAUUGUUAUUUUAUUUUUGUUCAUCAUGUUCUUCCAGCGACUGGUUCGCAUCUUUUGAUAAGUCGCAUAAAGACAUAAAUUAUAUAAACAAAUAUAUACGCGACUAUAAUUAAAUAUUAAGUGACUACUUAUAAGCGAAAAUAAUGGCUACUUUAGUCAUUAGGAAUGUGGAUUGCUUUUCUUUAACUGGAAUAUGACCCUAUUUAUCUACCAGGCUGGGACGUUGAGCGCUCGCAUCUCAAAUCGAGAUUUUUCUUUAUAUAUAGUGCCAGAAUAUGGGUUGAAGUAUCCAGAUGAAAGCGAUUGUAGGUUUUUGGGUACCGGUAGUCACUUAUUAAACCACGCAGUAAUAUUGUAAAUUACUAUAUUUUUAUAUAUUUGUUUUCAUAAUUUAUUUUUUCAUUUUAGUUUAAGUUACUUUCUCUCUUGUUCUAUAGCGAAUACUUGUGAACAAACUUUUAAACUUGUUAUAGUAUAAGUCUGUUUUUAUUUCUUUUAUUUAUGUGACAUAGUUGUGUAAUUCUUAAAGUUACCAUAGAUUAAAAAAUUAAAAGUAGUAUUUUGGCAGUUUAAUUUAAUAAAAUAGGACAACGCAGCGAGCUUCCAACAAUGACAUCACUUGCCUUUUGUAUAAUUAUUUAUUCUAUGCCAAUAAUUUAUAUGUAUGAACCAACUUGUAAGUUUUCUCCUAAAUUGUCUUUUAAGAAAAAAUAUAAAAGAACCAAUAU